CUAGCCAACGGCAAAGUUAUGGAUGAUUCAUAUAAUUUUGCAACCCUAACCUUCCAAAAAUAACUAAAUAGCGCAUCCCUAUUUAACUGUCGUUUUCUGAUAUCACCCUUAUUUAUCUAGUGUUUGAAAGGACUCCUUCAAUUUACAAGCAGUACAUGCACUUGCACUGACGUCAAUGGAGCUGUCUUGGAUGUAUAUAUACAUUCUGCACGGAGCUAUCGAUUCAAAUAUCCAUCAAGCAGGACUUUUCUGAUAGAGUUCUGGGUUCUUCCUUCCAAGCUUGUGUGGAAAACGUUGUGAUAAUCUUCUACAGGGAAUUUAACCUAGAAUAUUCAACAGCAUCCAGCAUGAAGACAACUAUUUUGGUUUUGCUAAUAGCCAGUAUAUUACUAGUGUCUCAAAUUCCUCCCGGUGUCUGCCGUCCCAUGGGUACAAACACCUUUAACCGUCAUGGAUACAAGAUCCAGGACGACCACGUCUUGGUAAAGUCUGGUGAUAAUGCUAUGUCCUACCUCGUGGGAGAAAAGCUGCUGAGGUAUUUGGAAAGAAACCCCAGAUUUCAUCAAAACCUCUCUCAACUACUUCCUGACGACGUUCAGUUUGUGAAAGUGCUGUCCACAAAAGGCUUGGCUCAUCCCGCGAACAACAUACAGGUGGUCGACGGAGGAGAGCCCUCGAGGGAGGUCAGGCUCGAAGACUUUUCAGAGCUCUCAAAGAGGGCCGAAGACCCUCCCAUCUCUAUCGAUCUCACAUUCCACCUCUUGAGAAACAUGAUUGAGAUUGCAAGGAUCGAAAGCCAGAAGGAACAGGCAGAGCUGAAUCGCAAAUAUUUGGACGAGGUUGGCAAAUGAUAGCAUCAACGUAGGAAAAUAAAAAGGUUCUCACGAAUGAGCGAUUCGCCACGGCACUGCCAUGUACAUACCCAUGGUAUGACAUGUGUUCAUGUUAACCUUAUUGCUAAGCCUAACGUUAUACAUCAUGUUCAUUACACUAGCUUCAUUGAAGCUUUUGUGGAAAUUGGUGUUCAUUAAGGUGGGCUUUGAUUUUGGGGGUGAAUAUGAAACACAUGUCAGACACUUACAUUAAAUAUUUUAUUUGCCUUUAUUGUAGAGGGAAAAAAGGGUAGGUUAUAUUAAAAAUGUAAUUAAAUAAGUAAACAUGCAGUUGAGGUUAUGUUAAGAAUUAAGCACCUCAUUUGGCAAGUUGUUUUUUUUUUACUGAUUAACAUCAGAGCUGAAGAAAGAGAAGAAAUGGCUUUGAUACCAAUUGUGUUUUAUGUUUACAGUGUUGGAGAAUUAUACAUUGUGAUUGAAUGUACGAAAUGCAAAAGUAAAAUAUAAGCAAUGUUGCUAAUGUAUUAAUUAAGUAAAAAAAAAAAAAAAUAAUAAUUAAACUUGCCCCAGGUAGAAAAUGCAAUAUAACUAUUCAAAGUUUUGUUUGGUCUUAAACAAUACGUGUGGUAGACGGGCACAAUAAGUAAAAUACAAACUACUAUGCUUUAAAUUUUGAUGUGUAAACAUUUUCUAAGUGUUUCAUCCCAGCUCUUUUGCUAACUAACCUACUUUUUUGGACCCUCACAUUGUUGUGUGAGUGGAAAUAUGUUGCUGUUAAUAUCCCUUGAAAAAUGGUACAUUGGAUUAUAAUUUUGGUCAGGUUUCACAAUGUAUGCCCCUUAGACUUAAGCUUCUCUAUACAGUAUACUGUGUAUGGCAUGAAUAUUUUACAUCUUGGGAGGUGGUAUACUUGCAAGAUAUGUGUUAAAAUGUAAGGACAACACAAAUGUGCUUUCCUUAAAUCAAACACACAAUGUAUACAGAACCUAUGAACAUUACUCAAGUUGUGGUAUGGUUACAAGACCUUUAAUUAUUACAUUUUCAAAGUGAUUAAAGGGUGUUUAAACACUAAUUAAGUAAUUUUCUUCUUACUACAACCACUGUAGGAUCUCCUCUGACAGCUUGGAAAGUCCUUAUGUGUCAUUGCUAAGGGUUGCAGGUUUGAAUAGUGGUUAAGAUUUAGAGGCUGUUUCUUUCUAUAAUUGUAAAUGGGCAUGAUGUAUGGCAGUGCCUAUGGCUUCCUGGUGAGACUUUUAUAUUUUUCUUGAACAAAUUCAUUUCAAACUCCAUAUCCAUCCCUUUGCCCUAAAAGCCACUACCUUUCCACCAAACCAAUGCACUAUUCAGAUGUCUAAAGCAUGCUUGUAUAAAAAAGUGAUAGUUUGUGAAUUGUUUUACUGAAACAUAAUAAAAAUUCAUACACAGUUGUUUAGCAGUAAAGCUUUUUGCCAUUUAUAUUUUGUAAUAAAAAAAAAUCUGAAAGAAAUGUCUGUCGACUCUGUCAAAAUCACUUA
Molecule: messenger RNA, 2347 nt
Organism: Acipenser ruthenus (sterlet)
Lineage: Eukaryota; Metazoa; Chordata; Actinopteri; Acipenseriformes; Acipenseridae
Gene: ucn1
Product: urotensin 1
Exons: 2
Coding region: 348-851 (167 amino acids)
Cellular component (GO): extracellular region
Molecular function (GO): hormone activity
Source: RefSeq, a predicted model, not a curated record